Ylistrum balloti is the source of this 2116-nucleotide messenger RNA. Its product is annotated as charged multivesicular body protein 1a-like. NCBI's taxonomy places the organism in Eukaryota, Metazoa, Mollusca, Bivalvia, Pectinida, Pectinidae. The coding region runs from base 77 to 682 and encodes 201 amino acids. The record is from RefSeq and is a predicted model, not a curated record. The transcript is spliced from 8 exons. Gene Ontology annotation, cellular component: ESCRT III complex; multivesicular body. Gene Ontology annotation, biological process: protein transport; late endosome to vacuole transport; endosome transport via multivesicular body sorting pathway.
GUCAUUUCCUGGUAGAGUAAACAAAAUAUAGACAUCGUUUCCACUCUAAUUAAACGUAGGAAAUCAAAAUAGCACGAUGGGAAGUAAACUAGACGAUGCAUUAUUUAACCUGAAGUUUAAUACAAAGCAAAUGGAAAGAUUUGCUAAGAAGGCAGAGAAAGAGCAUGUCAAGGAAAAGGCAAAAGUAAAAAAAGCAAUUGCACAAAAAAACAUUGAGGCAGCAAAGAUAUAUGCGGAGAAUGCGAUAAGGAAGCGGAACGAGGGCUUGUCCUAUCUCAGGAUGGCAGCCAGACUAGAUGGUGUAGCUAGUCGUGUACAAACAGCUGUAUCUAUGAAAAGUAUGGUGAAAGGUAUUGAAGGUGUAUCAAAGUCCUUAGAAAAAGCAAUGUCUUCCAUGAAUUUAGCUGAGGUUGAUAAAGUGAUGCAGAAGUUUGAGAGACAGUUUGAAGAUCUUGAUGUUCAGACAUCGACACUAGAAAACACGAUGGGCGAUGCCACGACACUUUCCGCACCCACAGAACAAGUAGAUGACCUUAUCAAACAAGUUGCUGAAGAGAGUGGUCUGGAAAUGAUGGAUCAGUUAAGUGACCUCAGUGUGGCCAAAGACUCAGUCAAGGUCAAGGAAAAGGAACAUGCACGAGAGGAUGACCUAAGUCGCAGAUUACAAGCAUUGCGGAAUUGAGGAUACUCAAACCAUAUUUAUUUAAUGAAACAAAUGAAAUCUACGCUGUCUGAGAGAAUAUUUCCUGAUGGUAUACAGUCUGGCUCUGUUGAAGCUUAAGGAACAAUGUGGAGUGAAUAUUACUGAAGCCCAUCAUGUUUAAGGCAUGCAUGUAGCUGAAUUGAUAAUAGGAAGGACACCAACUAUCACAGACGAAAUGUUCAGUGUAACUGGUCUGAUGGCGUCUCAAGGAUCAAGGGAGAUAAUCCUGCCAUGGAGAUCUUGGUAGCAUUAAACAGCCUAUGACUAAUUUCUAUAAACACCAUUCCUGUUUCUCAGAAAUGAAAUGUUACUCCUAGUAAUUUAUAACAAUGAUAUGUUAGUGCAGUGAUAAUGACUAUAUACAAGGCAAGGCUGAAGAAACUAUCAUUAAGUGCUUGAAGAUGUCCACUCAGGAGUAUUGGAGAAUUUGUGAUGAUGUGGUGAAAAUGAGAGCAUGGAAGAAAGAAUGUUAACUUGGUUUUAAUAUCAACAAAAUGUGUUAGUGAACUAAAUUCUGAUUUCUUUUAUAUCAAUGAACCUUGACAGAGUGAUUGAAUGUGUGCAAAUGAAAAUAGAAUAUACAAUGUAUUGUACAUGUGUGAGAGAAAUGAUAUUUCACCUUAAUUUCAUGUUGAAUAUAUAUAUAAUUCUUGACUAUCCAUAUUGAGUGGGUUGCAUAUUUCAUGUUCUCAAACAACAUACUUUGUAAUAUUUUGUAACUAGUAGGCGAUGACAAUAUUUUCUUGCUGUUGCGAUAUUGAAUAUCCUUUGAGGGCACCGAAGCAAGGCUAACUUGUACAUGAUUUCAAGAUCAUGAAUCCAGAUCCAUCACAUUGUGAUUGUGUUCUUGAACAUGAAGCUACAUUUUUUAUCAUUUUCAACUCCACCCACACUUACUUGGGUAUAAAUUUUAUUAAUAGUCAGUUGUUAUUUACCUCUUUUAAUGGACAACCUGUAAGGAAGUCAUAAGUGGAGCUUAACAUUUGUCUCAAGCGCCUUCAACGAAAAGUAUGUGAACAUCAUUUCAUGAUGCAAAAAGUUCUGUUUUAUACGAUACUAUAUACUAUUGUUUUUCCACUUUGCUGAUAAGUAUUCAGAAAGUGUUCACUUAUACUUUCAUGACAUAUCUAAACUUAAAGCCUUGCCAAACAAAUGAUGGUUAACAUUAAGUAACAUUGAGAAUGAAACAACUAAGGUCAUGAUAUCAACGAUACACAAAGAUCUACUGACGUUUUAUGUUCUAGUUUGCUGAUAAUCAUUCUUCAGUACAAAACAUUUUUUGUAUAAUUUGGUAUUAAAUAUAAUUAGCAGUGAAGGUUCAGUUGAAAUUUUAUUAAUUUUGACAGUAGCUGUACUAAAUACUUAGUAGUGUUGAUUUUAAUAUGUUUUCUACCUAGUUAUAUUUCAGUUGUU